Messenger RNA from Lathyrus oleraceus (garden pea), 1116 nucleotides. RefSeq lists its product as uncharacterized. Lineage: Eukaryota; Viridiplantae; Streptophyta; Magnoliopsida; Fabales; Fabaceae. The record is from RefSeq and is a predicted model, not a curated record. The transcript has 2 exons. The coding region runs from base 1 to 1116 and encodes 371 amino acids.
AUGGACAGGGCUUUACUCAUUGAGGAGAAAAAUGAUGUGCUGCAUAAGAAGGGUGGCUCUUGGAGAGAUAGACGAGGACCCUUAAAACUCAAAGAUCCUGCAGACUUUGGAGGAUUUAAGAAGGAAGGGGGAAAUGAGAAAUACAAGGGUAGGAGAUUGAAUCCUGCAGAGCUGGAAGAGAGGGGCAAAAAAGGAUUGUGUUUUAAGUGUGGAGACAAGUGGAAUAGGGAGCAUAUCCGUAAGUUCAAGCAUAUGAGCUUGAAAUUGUGUGAGAAUAGUAGUGAUGAAGAAGAAGAAACAGGGGGAAUAGGGGUUCAAAUAGAAGAACUGGAGAAGAAGCUGGUAACCCUAAUUGAUUUAGGAGCAACAAGUAACUUUAUUGAUGCCAAACUAGUAGAACAGAUGGGAUUGAAGUUGGUAGAAACUCCCCCUUAUGUAAUUGAGGUGGGAAAUGGUGAAAGAGUCGAAUAUCAGAGAAUCUGUGAAGGGUUGAGAUUUAAGAUGCAGGGGGUGGAAUUUAACCAACAUUUCUUUUUGAUGGAGUUAGGAGGGACUGAUAUGGUGUUGGGGAUGGAUUGGUUGGCCAGUUUAGGUAAUAUUGAAGCAAACUUUGCGGAGUUAAGCCUGAAAUGGGCGUCUGAAGGACAGAAGCAUAAUAUACAGGGUGAUCCGAUUUUGUGCACCAAACAAGCUUCCAUGAAAGCUAUGAUAAAAGCUUUGCAUAAUGAAGGCAUGGGAUUUUUCCUACAGACUCUACAGGCAGAGGAGCAGUCCCCGAAACUGACAGAAUGGGAAGAAGUGUUGAAAUCUUUUGAGAAGGUUUUCAACCUCCCUGCUGGGUUACCUCCUAUAAGGAAGCAUGAUCAUGCGAUUACGCUCAAGGAUGAAGCUGAUAUACCUAACCUCAGACCUUACAGGUAUCCUUUUUUCCAAAAGAAUGAGAUAGAGAAGAUAGUGAAGGAAAUGUUGCAAACUGGAAUUAUUAGGCAUAGUACAAGUCCUUUUUCAAGCCCAGUUUUAUUGGUAAAGAAAAAAGAUGGAGGAUGGAGGUUUUGUACUGAUUACAGGGCCUUAAACAAGGUGACUAUUCCUAAUAAGUUUCCAAUUGCUAGAUGA